AUGACCACGUCCCAAAGCUACGGGCUCACCUUGCCCAGCGGCUGCACCAUAGUGCACGGACAAGGUGCGAACAUCAAGCAUCCCUUCAGCGACAUCCCGGUGGAGAUGCACGAGCUGGACCCAGGUAGCAGACGCGCCUUUUCGGGGCAAUUUGGAUUUAUCGAGUUCUCGACCGACUUCAGGCUGCCUCGCCAUGUGCAUAUCGCUCCGCCCUCUACUUCUUCUUCGCCUUCACUGCCAGAAGAGCAAAAGUUCAUUGCCGAGCGCAUCGUCGUCCUGAACGGCGUCGCUCUCGUCGAGCUCAACGGUCAGAUCUACGUGAUCCCGCCCAAGAGCCUGGUGACCAUCGCCCCGGGCGUGCCGCAUACUUGGACGGCGUGUCCAGCGGGGGUAUCGGUGCCUGUCCUGCAGGGAACGACGACCGGCGAAGUCCUGUCCGAAGGGACAUUCCUCAUGCUCUACGAGUACGAAGAACCCACCGCGUUCUUCCCCACGAGACAGACCGAGACGCUCACGCGGGUGGAUGAGUAUGAGCGAUGCGAUGAUCUCGAGGCCAUCAGGAUCCCUAGGUUGAGCGCCGAUGAAGUCAGGCAGAGGUGCUGGUUCGUUUGGGAUAGGACCGUGAGUAAACUCGGUUGA
Messenger RNA from Fonsecaea erecta, 639 nucleotides. RefSeq lists its product as hypothetical. The transcript has a single exon. Lineage: Eukaryota; Fungi; Ascomycota; Eurotiomycetes; Chaetothyriales; Herpotrichiellaceae. The coding region runs from base 1 to 639 and encodes 212 amino acids. The record is from RefSeq and is a predicted model, not a curated record.